CACCUCACAUCUGCAGCGAGCGCCUAGAAGACUCAAUGCUUGGCAUCAACUUCUAGGAAUUCCUGAGGUUUUGUUCAUCUCGAACGCACGCGCUGUGGUUUUCGUUAUUAUUUAGACGAGUUCCUCUGCUAUUCGCCAUUGGAUAAACGCACAAUGUUCGCAGGUUGAGUUAGGGUUUGACUGCAUUCAAGCAUCGCUUUUAUUUGGCAGGAUAUUCCUAUUUUUAAAAGAUACAAAGACGCAGUGGGUUCACUGGCGCUAAUCAGAAUUCGAUCGGUGGAAGAGGACUCCGUGAUGAUUUAACCCCCUGUAAGCAGAUACAGAUAUUUUCGUCCAGUCGGUGUGUAUAUGAAGUGACCUGCAGGACUGUUUAAUUAGGUGGGUUUUAAAAGCCAUCCCAUUUCCGAGUGGAAAAUUAGGACAAGUCAACCUACUCCCCUCACAAAGGGGGUCCACGCAGCUGAGCGUACGGCAUGUUGCCGCUCCGUAUAUUUUGGGCAAAUCUGGCACAUGCUUGCUUGUGUAGUGGGGUCGUUUUGGAGAUUUUAUCUGGUUUUGUUAUCUAAAGAUACGGACAGUAUGUUUGACAUUCAGUGAGCGCAUUAAGUUUUUGCAGGUUUUCAAAACUUUUUGUUGUUGCAUUUAUCGGAUUAUUUAUCGCUCGAUUUAUUGACCUAUAUUUCUUUAUAGCAAACUUUAUUCUACUACUAUUUUUUUUUUUUUUUUUUUUUAAAUAUAUAGCCUAAUACUGUUCAUUUGAGCAAUUGUUGAAAGUUGAUGUUUCUCAAGACUUGGUGGCUCUCCUCUCUCCUGUGACGACUCCCACCGCGAGAUUGAACAUUCCUUAUGGGGUCAAGACCCAGCUGACGAUUCUUGCACCUAACUCUGUUUGUCCGUUUUUGUAAACAUUCAUCGCAAACAACACUUGAGAGUCCGCGAUGGAGCUCUUCUCCAGGGAUGUGGCCGCGCUCUGGAUUAUCCUGCUGGAGUUCCUGUUCAAAUCGGUGGCGGAGGAAGAGGUCCUCAUGAACACUAAGACAGAGACAUCAGAUCUGAAGUGGACGACAUACUCUCGAUCUAAACCUGAGUGGGAGGAGGUAAGCGGUCUAGAUGAGGAGAACAACAGUGUGAGGACCUAUCAGAUCUGCCAGAUCGACGGCUCGUCCAGUCAUUGGUUGCGUAGUAAGCUCAUUGAGCGGCGAGGUGCAUCGCAGGUUUAUGUGGAGUUGCUCUUCACCAUGAUCGAGUGUUCGUCACGCAACACGCACCACCGAUCCUGCAAAGAGACCUUUAACCUUUACUAUUACGAGAGCGAUACGGAUGAUGCAACGACUACACACCCCGUGUGGAUGGAGAACCCUUAUACCAAGGUUGACACUGUGGCUGCAGACUUCCUGUUGCGUAAAGGUGGAGAGAAGAAGUUUAACGUGAAAACGCUGCGUUUGGGCCCCCUGACCAAACGGGGAUUUUACUUGGCAUUUCAGGCCCAAGGGGCGUGCAUGGCCCUUCUAUCCGUACGUGUCUUCUUUAAAAAGUGUCCAGCUCUUACGCGCUCACUUUCAGUCUUCCCGGAGACGGUUCCACGUUCGCUGGUCCAGGAGGCAGUGGGCCAGUGUGUGGCGAAUGCAGCACAGCUUGGGCCCAAUCCCAGACUGCCCAAGAUGUUCUGUGGAGAAGAUGGACAGUGGGUGGACCAGCCCACCACCACCUGCACUUGCCUGCCGGGCUUUGAGGCCAGCCAUGAAGAACUGGAGUGUAGAGCGUGUCUUGCAGGUCAUUUUAAGAUGGGUUCUGGCACCGGCCCGUGCACUGCGUGUCCUGAUUCCAGUCACACAGGAGAGACGGGCUCUGCCUCUUGUGUUUGUCGCCCUGGUUACCACCGCGCCCCCACUGAUAGUCCAGAUACACCCUGCACACGUCCUCCCUCGAACCCGCGCAGUAUGGUUCCUCAGGUCAACGACACGUCUCUCACGCUGGAAUGGAGUGAACCGUUAGACAGCGGCGGUCGUUCAGACCUCACUUACAGUGUGGAGUGUCGUAUAUGUUUGACGCCUGGGAGCUUGUGCACGCCAUGCGGGGACGGCUUGAACUACCGCCCGUCUCAGACCGGAAUCCAGGGUCGACGCGUCAGCAUUUGGGGUCUGCGGCCUCACACCACCUACAGCUUUACAGUGGUGGCCUUCAAUGGGGUCUCCCAGCAGAGUGUACAGGAGCCUGCGGGUGAGACCAUCAACAUCACCACCAGCCCCAAUGUACCGGUGCUGGUUUCUGGUUUAAGGAAGAGCACAGCCACAGAAUCCAGUCUAACGCUGCACUGGGCCACACCCACUCAGUCCCACUACAGCAUACUACAGUAUCAGCUGCGCUACUGUGAAAAGGAGCGUGGCUCGGAGGAGAAUUUCUGUCACUAUACGGAGAGCGAUAUCAACCAUGUCGUUUUGAGCGACUUGCGCAGGGCGACGCAGUACGAGGUUCAAGUCCGCGCUCGCACGUUGGCCGGCUACGGCAGCUUCAGUCAAGCCGUUGUCUUUCGAACCCUGCCUGACGAAGAUGAUUCCUCAUCUCCGCUGCUUGUUACUGGGGUCCUUAUUGCCAUGGGCAUGCUGCUGCUUAUAAUCGUCAUUGCUGCUGCGAUCUACUGUAUAAGGAAGCAAAAUCUCUCCAAAGAUCCAGAGCUGAGCGACAAAAAUGGUCAAUAUCUCAUGGGUCAAGGAGUAAAAGUUUAUAUCGAUCCAUUCACUUACGAAGACCCUAACGAGGCAGUGAGAGAGUUUGCUAAAGAGAUUGAUGUCUCGUUUGUCAAAAUCGAGGAGGUUAUUGGGGCAGGCGAGUUUGGCGAGGUCUGCCGAGGAAGGCUUAGGAUUCCGGGUAAGAAGGAGAACUAUGUUGCCAUAAAGACUCUUAAGGGUGGAUACACAGACAAGCAGAGGCGGGACUUCCUGUCAGAGGCGUCAAUCAUGGGCCAGUUCCAGCAUCCCAACAUUAUUCACCUGGAGGGCAUCAUAACAGCCAGCUGCCCAGUCAUGAUCCUCACAGAGUUCAUGGAGAAUGGAGCUCUGGAUUCUUUUCUAAGACUAAAUGAUGGGCAGUUUACUCCAAUACAGUUAGUGGGUAUGCUGCGUGGCAUUGCAUCGGGCAUGAAAUAUCUUUCCGAAAUGAGCUACGUACAUCGUGAUCUGGCAGCACGGAAUAUUCUAGUCAACAGUAAUUUGGUGUGCAAAGUGUCCGACUUCGGUCUGUCGAGAUUCCUGCAAGAGAAUUCAUCCGACCCCACGUACACCAGUUCGCUGGGUGGUAAAAUUCCAAUCCGUUGGACAGCACCCGAGGCGAUCGCUUUCCGUAAAUUUACUUCCGCAUCAGAUGUCUGGAGUUACGGAAUUGUCAUGUGGGAAGUGAUGUCAUUUGGAGAGCGACCAUAUUGGGACAUGAGCAACCAGGAUGUGAUUAAUGCCAUUGAGCAGGACUAUCGGUUGCCGCCACCUCCUGACUGCCCCACAUACCUACACCAGCUGAUGCUGGACUGCUGGCAGAAAGAACGCACGGCUCGGCCACGCUUCGCAAACAUCGUCUCGGCACUUGACAAGCUGAUCCGCAAUCCAGCCUCACUAAAAAUCAUCGGUCAAGAGGGGGCAGGCCCCUCUCACCCUCUGUUAGACCAGCGCUCGCCUCUAACGCCCUCAUCCUGUGGGACAGUAGGUGACUGGCUCAGGGCCAUUAAGAUGGAGCGUUAUGAGGAGAGUUUUCUACAGGCUGGAUACACGUCCAUGCAGCUACUCGCCCACAUCACCACAGAGGAUCUUUUGCGUUUGGGGGUGACUCUGGCUGGUCAUCAGAAGAAGAUUCUGUCCAGCAUUGAAGCUCUUGGGAUUCUAAACAAAACUCCAGGGAAUGUGCUUUACUGAGCAGCUGGAGUUUGCUGGAGAACCUUUAUGUAAACCUUCCAUUCACAAUCAGGAACAAUUGUACUUCCUUUUUUAACGGGUCACUUAAGGAUCAAGCGUGCUUAUUUGCUUCCAAGACUACCUAAAGGAGACCUGUCCAGGAACCUGUCGGAACUAUCACUGUAAUACCACUAAUAUCACAAAACUUUAUUUGUGGUAUCAAACGGGUUUCUUGUGGAUGUUACCUGCGUCAUUUCACCAUUUUGGGGAGUCAUAAUCCAAAAGGAAAGACUUGCUCUGACAUCAUAAUGCAAAGACUGAUGUCACAAUGCAAUCUUCAAGAUAAAGGCCAUGAUAAAGUAUUUCCAUUUUUGCAGAAUAUUUUUCUAAAGGAAACUUUCAUACUGAAGAGACUGAAAGAGGACAACGCAACAUUCGAUGAGAAAUAUGACCUUUAUAAUGCAAGAAUUUGGAUAUAAUUAUCAGAUUAUUAAUUAUGACAUCUUGAUUCUUCAUAUUAUGGAUGUGCCGUGUGUGUAUACUUUGACGGACGCUCACAUACACACAUGCUAAAUUGAUAAUUGUGUGUGCAAGGAACACAUAUUUUGUUUUUAAACAAUGCACUCUGUGUGUGUGAGUGUGUAAAAUAAGCACUUUUUUUUUUUUAAGAGAGAAAGACAUGAAUGAGGUGGAGGUUUCACCGGUGGACCAAAUUCUCGUGUCAUACGUGCUUAUACAAACUCACACACACACACAGAUAUUUAAAGAUCUGCAACACUUGAUUGGCACUAAAACGACCAAAUAAAAACUGUCUGCUGUUUUAUAAGUGGCUGAAAGACUAAAAUUGACCUACGAAGGAGUGCCAUUCUGUUUUGUUUAUUAUGAGAAAUGUUGUGCUGGUUUGAUUUUAUUAAAAAGUUUCAAAAGUCACCCUUUGAUGCCAUGCAGGGGUUUCAGGGUAGGAGGAUUUGGUCUUCACAUUGGAGAUCGACAAGAACAAACCAGGAACUUGACUUUAUUUUGUUGCCUAUUUUUUGUAUAAAUAUAACUUGAUUUAUGUAAAAAGAUUCAUUUUCUUUGUAAGUGUAAUCCAUGUUUCUGUUACAAUAAAAAUUACACAUUUUA
Messenger RNA from Myxocyprinus asiaticus (Chinese sucker), 5006 nucleotides. It is a transcript of the gene ephb4a, whose product is annotated as eph receptor B4a. Gene Ontology annotation, biological process: central nervous system projection neuron axonogenesis; cell surface receptor protein tyrosine kinase signaling pathway; axon guidance. Gene Ontology annotation, molecular function: transmembrane-ephrin receptor activity; protein binding; ATP binding. Gene Ontology annotation, cellular component: neuron projection; plasma membrane. The record is from RefSeq and is a predicted model, not a curated record. The transcript has 17 exons. Lineage: Eukaryota; Metazoa; Chordata; Actinopteri; Cypriniformes; Catostomidae. The coding region runs from base 939 to 3902 and encodes 987 amino acids.